GGUUGGAAUUGCAAUUUAGGAAAUGUGAGGAAGGCGAAGUAUCCAAUCAAAAUGUGAGACAAUAAAACCCCCUUCACAGCUCCAUCAACCUUAACCCCUUCACCCAAACCUCAUCAAUACCACCUCGUUCCCAUCGCCAUUCUUGCCGCCAUGCAAUCCCUCAACUCCGUCGCGCUCCGCCCCUCCCCUCUCGACCCGCUCCGCUCCGGCGCCCUGCCUGGGAGCACCAGCGCCAGGCUUCCCGCCAAGAAGAAGCUCCCAUUCAAGGUCUCCGCCUCCGCCGCCGCGGCGCCCAAGCGGGAGACGGACCCCAAGAAGCGCGUGGUGAUCACGGGCAUGGGGCUGGUCUCCGUGUUCGGGAACGAGGUUGACGCCUACUACGAGAAGCUGCUGAGCGGCGAGAGCGGCAUCACACUGAUCGAUAGAUUCGAUGCGUCCAAGUUCCCCACCCGCUUCGGCGGCCAGAUUCGUGGCUUCAAUUCCGAGGGCUACAUUGACGGGAAGAAUGAUCGGAGAUUGGACGAUUGCUUGAGGUAUUGCAUUGUCGCCGGGAAGAAGGCGCUCGAGAGCGCAGAUCUUGGCGGGGAGAAGAUCAAUAAGAUUGAUAAGAUCCGAGGUGGUGUUCUGGUCGGGACGGGAAUGGGUGGUCUUCAAGUAUUCUCCGAUGGCGUCAAGGCUCUAAUAGAGAAAGGUCACCGGAAAAUAACUCCGUUUUUCAUACCUUACGCUAUAACAAACAUGGCCUCUGCUUUGCUUGCAAUUGAUCUUGGCUUGAUGGGACCCAACUAUUCGAUUUCCACUGCUUGUGCCACCUCGAAUUAUUGUUUCUAUGCGGCUGCCAACCACAUCCGCAGGGGAGAAGCUGAUUUGAUGAUUGCUGGUGGAACUGAAGCUGCAAUUAUUCCUAUUGGAUUGGGUGGUUUUGUUGCUUGCAGAGCGUUGUCACAAAGAAACGACGAUCCACAAACUGCUUCAAGGCCCUGGGACCAAGAUCGAGAUGGUUUUGUUAUGGGCGAAGGUGCUGGAGUUUUGGUGAUGGAAAGUUUGGAGCACGCAAUGAAACGAGGGGCGCCAAUCGUUGCUGAAUAUUUGGGAGGUGCGGUAAAUUGUGAUGCGUAUCAUAUGACAGAUCCUAGAGCUGAUGGACUUGGAGUCUCGUCGUGUAUUCAGAGUGCCCUCGAAGAUGCUGGCGUUUCACCCGAAGAGGUUAACUACAUAAAUGCACACGCUACUUCCACGAUCGUGGGUGAUUUAGCCGAGCUAAACGCUAUUAAGAAGGUAUUCAAGAAUACUUCUGGGAUCAAAAUAAAUGCAACUAAGUCGAUGAUAGGGCACUGUCUUGGCGCUGCUGGUGGUUUGGAAGCUAUUGCAACAGUAAAAGCAAUUACAAUGGGAUGGCUUCAUCCCACCAUAAAUCAAUUUAACCGAGAGCCGUCUGUAGAUUUUGACACCGUUGCAAAUGAAAAACAGCAGCACGACAUCAAUGUUGCAAUCUCGAACUCCUUUGGAUUUGGAGGUCACAACUCUGUUGUCGCGUUCUCUGCAUUCAAGCCAUGAUUCGGUUCAAGCUUCCAACUGAGUUGCUUGCAGCCGGCUUCCUCGUCUCGUUGUACUAGUCGCUCUCCUUCAGCAUUCCCGGCCGGGCUUAUAUUCGUCUCAACAGGCCCUAAGCUCUAGUUUCUUGAGCACUAGUAUUCCACCCGAGCGUUUAUUUUAACCUCUUCUGGAAAGCAUCAUUUUUGCUUCAAUCUUGUAGCAACAGUUGUGUUAUUUUUAAUUGUAUGUACCUUUGUCUUGAACAACCCCUAAUACUUUUUUUUAUGCUUCUUCA
Molecule: messenger RNA, 1831 nt
Organism: Salvia miltiorrhiza (redroot sage)
Lineage: Eukaryota; Viridiplantae; Streptophyta; Magnoliopsida; Lamiales; Lamiaceae
Product: 3-oxoacyl-[acyl-carrier-protein] synthase I, chloroplastic-like
Exons: 7
Coding region: 151-1557 (468 amino acids)
Biological process (GO): fatty acid biosynthetic process
Molecular function (GO): 3-oxoacyl-[acyl-carrier-protein] synthase activity
Source: RefSeq, a predicted model, not a curated record